AAAAAGUUUUCCCAAUUAAGAAAUCGUUUAUUAAAUAUAUUAUUGAUAAAACUUUAAAUAUUUGUUAAGUCAUGUUAGCGCUAAAUUUGUUGAAACUCUACGCUUUGCUACUUGUUUUGAUAGUAGGCUUGCAGCAAAAUACUGCCCAGCGCACGGUUUGUGGUCCAGCAUUGGAUGCGGUGCUUAGCACUCUUUGCGUGCACGGCUUUAACACGAAAUUCAAGAGGUCAAUGGAUUUGGAUGAACAUAACGGUAAUGAGCUGGUAGAAGAACUGCCCUUCCCCUAUGCAAAUUCGCCAUUCUUAGGCAAGAUACACGGUGGCUAUGUUGAUACGUUGGCCAAAACACGUCGCCGUCGUGACGGUGUCUAUGAUGAAUGUUGCAACAAGGGAUGCACCUAUAACGAAAUCUUAUCGUACUGCAAUCGAUAUGAAGAUUUGAUUCGCGGCCUUUAGGCUAUUAAAAUUAUAAAUAUGAAAGGAAUUAAACAAAAGGAUGAACUAAUAGUGGAUUAUUAGUAUAAUAUUAUUGUGUUAUGCACAUACAAGUGUAUAACAUUUUAUAAUUCAAAAUUGAG
This is a messenger RNA of Anastrepha obliqua, 577 nucleotides long. Its product is annotated as probable insulin-like peptide 3. The transcript has 2 exons. Lineage: Eukaryota; Metazoa; Arthropoda; Insecta; Diptera; Tephritidae. Gene Ontology annotation, molecular function: hormone activity. Gene Ontology annotation, cellular component: extracellular region. Bases 72 to 455 code for a protein of 127 amino acids. The record is from RefSeq and is a predicted model, not a curated record.